Molecule: messenger RNA, 2043 nt
Organism: Sinocyclocheilus rhinocerous
Lineage: Eukaryota; Metazoa; Chordata; Actinopteri; Cypriniformes; Cyprinidae
Product: choline O-acetyltransferase-like
Exons: 16
Coding region: 1-2043 (680 amino acids)
Biological process (GO): neuromuscular synaptic transmission; acetylcholine biosynthetic process
Cellular component (GO): neuron projection; cytoplasm
Molecular function (GO): choline O-acetyltransferase activity
Source: RefSeq, a predicted model, not a curated record
AUGUUUCUGUCUGAGAUGCUGCUCAAACUGCCUGUGCCGGACCUGCAGCACACACUGGACGCCUACCUGAGAUCCGUCAAACACCUCGUUCCUGAAACGCAGUUCCUGAAGACCAAAGCUAUAGUGGAGACGUUCGGCAAACACGGAGGCGCUGGAGAAAGACUGCAGAAACUGCUGCUGGAGAAAAGAGAAAAGACUGAGAACUGGGUGUUCGACUUCUGGCUGGAAGACAUGUAUCUGAAGAACAGAUUGGCGCUUCCCGUGAACUCCAGUCCUGCGCUGGUUUUCCCCAAACAAUCCUUCAGAGACAUUAAAGAGUCUCUGGUGUUUGCUGCUCGUCUCAUCCUGAGUGUUUCUCAAUACAAGGCGGCGGUGGACGGGAAGACUCUGCUGCUGGAUGUGGCUCGCGGUCAGAAGGCCGACUCGCCGCUCUGUAUGGAUCAGAACAAGCAUCUCUUUAGUUCUUACAGACGUGCCGGACUCAAGCAGGACACACUCAUCACAGCAGACAGCGUGUCUGAUGCGGGACACGUCAUUGUGGCCUGUAAAAAUCAGUUCUUUGUGCUGAAUCUGAUGGAAGGAAGCUGUAAACUGAAUGAGGCUGAUGUUCAGGCUCAGCUGGAGUGGAUCUAUGAGCAGACGCUGAGCACUGAGCAGAAGCAGCCGGCCGUGGGACUGCUGACCGCAGAGGACCGGAUGGACUGGGCCCGAGCCAGAGACCAGCUGCUCAAAGAUCCAGUGAAUAGAGAGUCUGUGGAGCUGAUGGAGCGCUGCGUGUGUGUCGUCUGUCUGGAUGAUCCCGCGGGACUCGAACCCAGUGACGCCAACAGAGCUGCCCUGGUGCUCCACGGAGGAGGACACCAUAAAAACGGGGCGAACCGCUGGUACGACAAACCCCUGCAGUUUGUGAUCGGUGCAGACGGUGUUUGUGGGGUCGUGUGUGAGCAUUCGCCGUUCGAGGGCAUCGUUCUCGUGCAGUGCACUGAACACCUGCUGAAAGACAUACGCUCCUGUAAGCAGAGCUCCGGUCGGAGCGCGUCUGAACUUCCUCAUCCGCACAGAUUACUGUGGAAGUGUUCCCCUCGGAUUCAAGGCGCACUGGCGUCUGCUGCGGAUCACCUGCACAGACUCGUGAGGAAUCUCGACAUGAAUGUUUUCACGUUUGCGGUUUAUGGGAAGGAGUUCAUCAAGCAGCAGAAGAUGAGUCCUGACGCGUACAUACAGCUGGCUCUGCAGCUGGCCUUCUACAGAUGUCACAGAAGACUCGUGUCCACCUACGAGAGCGCUUCUCUCCGCCGCUUCCGGCAGGGACGCGUGGACAACAUCCGCUCCAGCACUCCUGAGGCGCUGGCUUUCGUGAAGGCCAUGACAGACGGAGGAACAUCCACUCAGGACGCAGAGAAGAUGGAGAAGCUGCGAGCGGCUGUAGAUGCUCAGAGUAAAGUCACAGCUCUGGCCGUCACGGGGAUGGGGACGGACAAUCACUUACUAGGACUGCGUGACAUUGCCAAGGAGAUGAAAAUGGAGACGCCAGACAUAUUCUCUGAUGAAACGUACCACAUCAGUAACCACUUCAUGCUGUCAACCAGUCAGGUUCCCACCGCAGAGGAGAUGUUCUGCUGCUACGGUCCGGUGGUUCCUGACGGUUACGGCGUGUGUUAUAACCCUCGGCCCGCUCACGUGCUGUUCUGUGUGUCCAGCUUCAGAGAGAGUAAGGAGACAUGUUCAGGGCUGUUUGUGAAAGCGCUGGACGAGGGACUGCAGGACAUGAGGAUCCUGUUUUUGAGAUCUCGUGGCACCUUUGAGACUCUUGUCUCCACCGACGGCUCCGCAGUCCCAGUUCCCCGUCACGAUGGCCGACAGAUUCUGCGUCUGGACUCCUGGACGAACAAACCCGCAGAGGGCCUGACGGGACGCACAGAGGCGCAUCAGGUGAAUCUGCUCCAGGAAUCGUCUGUAAUGCAGGGCGUGUAUCGCCACGAUCUCAGCUCAGCUCGCUGCCACUCGUCCCUGCAGACACAAACACAGCACCAGCGGCUCUGA